This is a messenger RNA of Camellia sinensis, 3020 nucleotides long. Its product is annotated as KH domain-containing protein At4g18375. The record is from RefSeq and is a predicted model, not a curated record. NCBI's taxonomy places the organism in Eukaryota, Viridiplantae, Streptophyta, Magnoliopsida, Ericales, Theaceae. Gene Ontology annotation, molecular function: RNA binding.
GACAAACAGAGAGAUAUUUUUGGCAAGGUCAUAUAUGCUCUUCUGCAAAUCUGCAUGAAGAGGCGGUUUUACUUUUUUCACACAUUCACACUCUCACCUCUCUAUUGAUCCAUCAAUCCAUUCCAAGAAAAUCCAACAAAGCUCCAAACUUGCUCGAUCUCAACUGUCAUCUUCUACCCCGAGUUCGUUCUCUACAUCCCAAUUUUUUCCCGAUCUUAUCUGUUUCUCAUUUUUUACGCAAAUUUUGUCAUUUUUUUGAUGAAUUAACCGAUCCGACUCUGUUUUCUCCGAUUUUGUUUCUCACGAAUUACAAUUGUUGUGAGUUUUAAUCGAUAUAAGUGGUGGAUAUCUGCUUGGGUUACAGAUAUAGUCUCAUUCUGUAAUGGCUGGGCAGAGGAAUAACUAUGGCAAGAGAUCCCAUUCUCAAUCUGAUUACUCCGGAGAUGGAGGAAGUAAGAGAAGAAAUCCCUCUGAUGAGAGGGACCAGAAUACUAUUGGGUUGGAAGAUACUGUAUACCGUUAUUUGUGCCCUGUCAAGAGAAUUGGAAGUAUUAUUGGAAAGGGAGGUGAGAUUGCGAAGCAAUUGAGGACAGAAACUCAAUCAAAGAUCAGGAUUGGUGAGACAGUGCCUGGCUGUGAGGAGCGUGUUGUCACUAUUUACAGUUCAAGUGUGGAAGCUAACAACUUGGAAGACACCGGUGAGCUUAUUUCGCCAGCACAGGAUGCUCUUUUUCAGGUGCAUGAUAGGGUUAUUGCUGAAGAAUCACUUGGUGAUGAUGAGUUUGAGGAGCCUCAGCAAGUUACUGUUCGAAUGCUUGUGCCAUCAGAUCAGAUUGGAUGUAUUAUUGGGAAAGGUGGACAAGUAAUUCAAACUAUGCGUACUGAAACUCGUGCCCAAAUUCGAGUUAUGAGUAGCGAACAUCUGCCACCAUGUGCUUUGAAUUCUGACGAGCUUCUCCAGAUAACUGGGGAGGCCUCUGUUGUCAGGAAGGCUCUUUAUCAAGUGGCAUCUCGUCUCCAUGAUAAUCCGUCACGAUCCCAGCACAUGCUCCUGUCAUCAUCUUCAAUCUAUAAAUCUGGUGGUUCAUUUAUGAAUCAAGGUGGAGGUGUGCCACUUAUGGGUGUAACUUCGUUGAUGGGUCCUUAUGGGGGUUACAAAAGUGAUGUCGGAGAUUGGUCAGGUACCGUAAGGGAAUUCACACUUCGUUUGGUUUGUCCAACUGAAAAUAUUGGAGGUGUGAUUGGCAAAGGUGGUGCUAUUAUCAAACAAAUAAGACAGGAAUCUGGCGCAUCUAUUAAAGUUGAUAGUGCAGGUGCUGAAGGAGAUGAUUGCAUUAUAACUAUAUCAGCGAAGGAGUCUUUUGAAGAUCCAUCUCCAACCAUUGAUGCGGCAAUGCGCCUGCAACCACGAUGCAGUCAGAAAGCUGACAAAGAAUCAAAUGAUUCUGUAAUAACAACUCGUCUGUUAGUAUUGAGCUCACGAAUUGGAUGCCUUAUUGGUAAAGGAGGGUCUAUCAUUACGGAGAUGAGGAAUGCCACAAGAGCGAGCAUUCGCAUUCUUUCAAAGGAAAACCUUCCCAAAGUUGCUUUGGAAGAUGAGGAGAUGGUGCAGAUUACCGGGGACCUCAAUGUUGCUAGCAAUGCCCUCUUACAAGUAACUCUGCGGUUAAAAGCCAACAUAUUUGAAAUGGAGGGUGCUUUAGGUGCACUGCCACCAUCUCUUCCCUAUCUUCCCAUGUCAAUGGACAUGUCAGAUGGUUCAAAAUACCGUGAUAAGCCACGUGGACGGGGAUAUUCUUCUUACUCUGAUGGAUAUGGUUCUAGUGACUUACAUCCAAGUGACAGUUAUGGAAGUUAUGGUGGUUCACAGAGUGGUGGUGGAAGUGGGUAUGGUGGAGCCUAUGGUAUUUACUCUUCUUCUCGUUCUGGUGGUGCUGGGUUAUCUAGUCAGAACCCUGUUUCCCAUGGGAAACACCAUGGCUAUUAGAUUCCCAGAUUAUUGGGGCCUGCAGGUUUAGGUCAGUUUUUGAAGCUAUGCUUUGAAAGGAAGAGCACAGUUAGAGCUAUCGGUUACAUUUUAGGUCUACGAAUGAUUUCUUAAUUGUGAUCCCUCAAGCUUGAUAUCACUUUCAAAGGUUGACUACAAAUUGUUGAUAUCAAGAUGUAAUCAGUCUAUGGCAGGUCUGUGUUCAUAUUACAUAUUUAUGUUCACGUUGGGUUUUCAACAAGUGCAUUUUUACAUCCUUUGUGCAACUAAUUUGUCAGGUUUGAUGAGUUCUGCUUCCAUUGCUGCUACAAUCAGGUAAGUUUCUCGUUCACUAAUAUAUAGUGUAAGCAAACCUGCAAUGUUUUAAAAUUUGAUCAGGUACUUGAAGGAGGACUGGGGUUGUAUUUGCUUAUUGUAGUCAGGUAUACAAUGAACAUGUUUUAAAUAAGAUCACAGCUAUAAAAUUUUAGAAAAUAUCGUACUCAACAGUAAGCUUCUUUAUUAUGUCCUGCCAAACAUAGAAAAAUAAAUUAAAAAAUAAAUCUCCUAUUUUUCUGUCGAUUAUUACUGUAACAGUUACGAUAGCUGUCCCUUUUGUGAUCUGUUAACUACGAUCUGCUGCUCCCAAACAAAGUAAGUAAAAAUUACAAAGUAAGAGAGCCUGUACAUUUUGUUUGAUCCUGACAUGCAUGUAAAUAAAUUCGAACUUUGGAGAUCAUAGUUGUCAGGAAACAAACUCCUUUCUUUUUCUUCUUCUUCUUCACUGGAAGUGCAAAAUAAGUGAUGGCAUUGUGAAGCUCUUGAAACACGUUUGUCUUUGUUUUGAUUUUAUAAGUUGUCUGUGUGUGGCUUGGUGGGUGUAUAUAUGUUGGUACACAUUUUUGAUUGUUUAGACCAUCUCCAGUGUUGAAUAAAAAAAUUCAUUAAAUUUGAGUAAAAAUUUGAAUCGAUACAGCUCACUCCAAUGCUAAAACUAAAUUUUCAUAAGACUUUUUCACAUCCCCGGUUGUCCGGGAGGACGUCCAGACAUGAA